Molecule: messenger RNA, 1326 nt
Organism: Selaginella moellendorffii
Lineage: Eukaryota; Viridiplantae; Streptophyta; Lycopodiopsida; Selaginellales; Selaginellaceae
Product: transcription factor ABORTED MICROSPORES
Exons: 5
Coding region: 102-1217 (371 amino acids)
Biological process (GO): regulation of DNA-templated transcription
Cellular component (GO): nucleus
Molecular function (GO): sequence-specific DNA binding; DNA-binding transcription factor activity; protein dimerization activity
Source: RefSeq, a predicted model, not a curated record
GAUUUGGUCGGUACGUUGCUCCUCUCGGACGAUCUAAGCAUCAUAAGAUACAAAUCGUAGAACUUUGUGUCUUCUUUUCUGGGCUGGCUGUGGUGACUGCAAUGGACCCAGAAACUCCCGGGAUGACCAACGAGGGAUUCUCCUCGCAAGGCUGCGACGAUUUCCUGGAGCUCCUGCCGAUUCUCCUCAACACCCACAACCAAAAGGAGGUGAUGCACAGCAUGGGGAUGCUGUCCGCGGCGGCAUCGUGCUCUCCCCAGGAUCACCACGGCAAUGCGGCUAGAAACGCUGCAGCACUCGCGGUGGCUACUCCGGACCAUCAAUCCAGCGAUAGAAAAGAGCAUGGCUCUUUGGACACUGUUGUUCAUCCCGGGGACGAGCUCUAUGGCAACCCAGUGUACAGUAGCGCGAGUUGUAACAGCUCCAAGACUCCAAAGGCUGGGAGGCUCAAGGCAAUGGUUCCUCCGGCCUUGGGCGGAGUUCUCUCCGCCCAAGAGGACCUCGGACCCAAGAGUGGCGAUGGCAAGAAAGCCACCGUGAAGCGCGAUGCUUGCGGCGACGAGGUGAAGAAGCAGCAGCAGCAAGGUCAAGCGAGCAAAGUUUGCUCCAAGGCCGCCGGGAGCGCGUCCAAGAACCUGGUGUCGGAGAGGAAACGACGCAAGAAGCUCAACGAGAGGCUCUACUCGCUGCGAGCAAUCGUCCCCAAGAUUAGCAAGAUGGACAAGGCGUCAAUCGUGGCCGACGCUAUUGAUUACGUGCAAGAGCUGCAGGGAAAGGUGCAAGAGCUUCAGGAGGAUGUGUCGAGCCUCGAGGCGGCGGAGAGGCGAGAAGUGGAGCUCGGGAGCGUCGUCGACGCCUGGAACGAGAUGAUCGUCAGUGACCACCGGGGUUGCAGCUAUUCCACCGACGUCGACCAGCACUACGCCAAGCUGCGCAACCAAGACUCCCGCAAAGCAGUCGAGCUCGAAGUUUCCAAGCUCGAGGAGCAAGUGUUCUACUUGAGAAUCAACUGCGGGAACUCGGACGGAGUUCUCAUCCAGCUCGCGAAGGCCUUCGAAUCCAUCGGGCUGGAGUUUAGCAGCGCAAGUCUCUCGUCCUUCCAAGGCAAGAUCAUCAACAGCUUCAUCGCGAAAAUGGAAGAAUGGAAGUCCUUGCACACCGACGAAGUAAAGAAGAUCCUCCUUGAGCUCGCUUCCAAGUAUGGAAUUUAUGGCUAAACAAGAUAUGGUCGUUGUGCACGAUCAAUGGCUAGACAAUCUCACUCUGUAAAAAGGUGUAUCGCAUCGUACAAAAUAAAGUUGUGACUAGCAACGGUUAAAAUGCAAA